Molecule: messenger RNA, 329 nt
Organism: Trichomonas vaginalis G3
Lineage: Eukaryota; Parabasalia; Trichomonadida; Trichomonadidae
Product: cyclin-dependent kinase inhibitor 2C-related family
Exons: 1
Cellular component (GO): nucleus; cytoplasm
Molecular function (GO): protein binding
Source: RefSeq, a predicted model, not a curated record
AUGUUGGAAUUUCUUAUUUCACAUGGUGCUGAUAUCAACAUUAAAGAUUACUGCGAAAGAACAAUUUUAAAUCAUGCAACAGACAAUAAAGAAGUAAUGGAAUUACUCAUUUCACAUGGUCUUGAUAUCAAUGCAAGAGAUAAAUUUGGAAAAACUGAACUUCAUUACGCAGUAUACUAUAAUGACAAAGAAUUGAUAGAAUUUCUAAUUUCGCAUAAUGCAGAUGUCAACAUUAAAGAUAACGAUGGAAUGGCAGUUAUUCAUUAUGCAAAAACGAAAGAAUUAAUAGAAUAUCUUAUUUUACAUGGUGCGAAUAUCGAGGCUGUUGA